Pneumocystis murina B123 is the source of this 753-nucleotide messenger RNA. RefSeq lists its product as hypothetical. The transcript is spliced from 3 exons. Gene Ontology annotation, biological process: UDP biosynthetic process; CDP biosynthetic process. Gene Ontology annotation, cellular component: cytoplasm; nucleus. Gene Ontology annotation, molecular function: ATP binding; UMP kinase activity. The record is from RefSeq and is a predicted model, not a curated record. The coding region runs from base 1 to 753 and encodes 250 amino acids. Lineage: Eukaryota; Fungi; Ascomycota; Pneumocystomycetes; Pneumocystales; Pneumocystaceae.
AUGAUGAUUGAUCGGAUAAUUUGUCGGAUUUGGAGGACUCAUAGCCGAAAUACAAGAAAAGAAGUUGAGAAAGUAAAAGAGAAAGAUGAUUAUUGGAUUUUCUGGAUGAAAUCCUUUUUUAACGAUAUAAAAAAAGAACCGAGUAGAAAUAUAUCAUCAAAGCCUUGGUUCGAUCCUAAAGAAGUAACAGUUGUAUUUGUUCUUGGUAGGCCAGGUUCAGGUAAAGGGACUCAAUGUGCACAAUUAGUUAGGGACUAUGAUUUUGUACAUUUAUCAGCAGGAGAUUUGUUAAGACAAGAACAAGCUCGUCCAGGAUCAGGAUAUGCUAAUAUGAUUCAACAAUCAAUGCAGAAUGGACAGAUUGUUCCAAUGCAUGUAACGAUCUCUUUGCUUAAAGAUGAAAUGAUUCAAUCAGUGACUCGAGGAAAAAAAAGGUUUUUGAUCGAUGGAUUUCCAAGAAAAAUCGAUCAAAUGCUGGCUUUUGAAAAAAAUGUUUGCCCUUGUAAAUUUACACUAGACUUUCACUGUUCAGAAUCUAUUUUAAUUGAACGAUUAUUAGCAAGAGGACGGCGAGAUGAUAAUAUUGAUACAAUUCGAAAACGAUUCAAAACACAUCAAGAAUUAACUGUUCCGGUUCUUGAAUAUAUGGAAAAACAGGGAAAACUAAUUCGAGUUGCAUGUGAAAAUAGCAUUGAAAGUACAUAUCAAGAAACUUUAGAUCAAAUAGAGCCCUUUUUGAAAUUAUUAUCAUAA